AUGCAGCCCUCACUUACCAAGGCGAAAUCUAUUACGCGAAGGUUGGGGCUCCCGCGACCUGCACGCCGACAUCGACUCGAUGUUCAAGUCCCGACAGCACAUGCCGCGAGUUGGGUUGCGCGUUACACUGCAUGCUCCGACCAAAUCUUCACUUCACAGCGGCACCAGCGCCAACCACAAAUCCGCCACAAACGCCACACAAGAAUAGGUAGUAGUAAGAAGUCCGGUAACAGACACCGGCAACAAAGCUCGGAAUCGAAGGAGAGCGGACUGGACCUGUCGGAUCUAGACCUUAGCGCGAUAGAGUUCUCGGAGCGGGAGAUGCGAGCGCUGUCGGGGUUGACGCCGGCGCUGUCGCGACGCCUGCAGCGCCAGCUCCUGGCGCACCUGCCGCCCGCCGCCGCGCGCUCGCUGCGCCGCACGCUGUCGCUGCACGCGCCCGCGCCGCAGCCGCCGCGCGCCGCGCGCUCGCUGUCCGCCGACCAGCCCGCCGACAAAACCGAUGCACAGCCGCCUGCGGCAACCGCUCCUCCGUCACCUGCCAUAUCACCGGAUGUCGCAGACGUCGCAACACCUCACUACUCCACCCUACCGCGUCUGCGAAAUCGCUCCGAAACCCGGGAGGGGACUCUCUCCCUGGACGCGGAGAGCGCGUCGCUCUCGACGGGACGCGCUGCCGAACGACCGCUGCUCAGCAAGUACUUGACGCCGGAGCGCGCGCUCUCGCUGGACGAGUCUUGCGGGUCAGACGCGGCCAGCGCUACCUCUGAGCCUAGCUGUGCGUCACCUCUGAGACGGCCCUCUCCUCGUGCGGCCCCUUCCACGGCCACAGAAUUGCCCCGUCGCCGCAUCUCACGAUUUCUGCGCUCCGACUUUUUCGAUUCGCCGCCCGAUGAAAACCUCUACGAGAGACACAGAAAAGAAAGGGAAAUGGAAACUCAGAAAAUAUUACGCGAAAUCCGAGAGAAGAAAAAUCGGCAAGAGGCAGGCGCACGAAACCCUCCGGAGGCCGUGGAGGCUCCAACCGCGUACAGGGACGAUAACGCUAUUCCCAAAAAAUCUCUAUCCCCUAUUACUCUCCUCGCAGCUAAAGACCGCAGUAGGUCCAAUACACCAUUUUUCCCGAUACUUGACAACAUUAAGGAAACCACUGUGGAUACGGCGCUAUCGACGUUAGCCCCGAAACGUUACGCCAAUAUAGAAAACACUAGACAAAAAUCUAGUUCUGAAGAGACUUCCACCCCUAAAGAGUCCAGACUGAUCCGACCGAGGAGCUAUCCGGUCAAAACCUUAGAUUCCAUAGAUGAGCCGAGCGAAAGUGUGCUACCUGAAACUUCAUUAGGCGUAGAAUUAGAGAACAAGGACAGGUCACUGCCAAAAGAAUCAAAACUUUUAAGGCCUAAAAGUUACCCGGCCAGCAGCCCAUCACCAGAAAAAGUUUAUAUCAGUCGUACUAUAAAAAAAGAGGAUCCUAAAAGUUUGUCACCUGAAGACAAAAUUGAUAAUCCCGAAAUUAAUAAUGACAUAGAAGUAAGUUUUAGUAUUACCUUACCUAAAAAAACAAAGGUUGAUGCGACAUCCACAUCUCAGCCACUCAAUAGUAAUAUAUUAGAACACAGUAAUGAUUUGAAAUCAGAAUUGGAUAGCAAAAGUAGUGAAAACAGCCUUUUACUAAAAAAAUAUCAAAUAGUAAAAAACAAAGAAAGUGAUAUGUCCGAAAUGACUAAAGUUAAAACAGAUAAGAGCUCGGCCAUACCAAAUGGCGACCCGCAUGAUGAAUCUCUAAAAGGAUUAUCUAACGGAGAGGCAAAAAAUAAAACUUUAAUUCAACCAAUGAAAAAAGAUGACGAGAACUCUAAAAUUGGUGAAAGUGACCUGAGUGAAAAGAAAGGAACUGUAAAGAAAAAGAUUAUCCGAAAAGUUUCAUCGAAGUCUAAAACGGAUUUAGUAGACACUAGUGACACUAAGAAUACAACAGAGAAGAAAAAAGUAAGCAAAAAAGGAAAAGAAAAAGUUUGCGAUGAAGAUGGCGGCAAGUCAACGACCGUAACAAAAAAGAAAUCAAUGUUGCAAUCCAUAGGACAGAAACUAGAAAAAUUUGCUUCUACUAAAUCCAGUUCUCCAGAAAACAGUGCAACAACCGCCACGAAAAAAAAUAUUAAAUUAAGUAGAAUGCAACGAGAACAAUCUGUUCCAGUAAACGUAGAGCCUACAACAGAGUCGAACCUCAUAAAAAGAGCUGUUACAUUAACGGAUGUCGCCGCUUUAGAAAAUCAAACUGCACAACAAAGCAAAACAACUGUUUCAAAAGUAUUAGGUCUUUUUAAGAAAUUUGAACCAAAAGAAAAAACAAAACAAAUAAUCGAAAAAUCAAUGAGCGAAAGUAUUGAAGAUCAUAAUAACACGAAUCCUAAAAUCGAUUCAACUACGGAAGCUGUUGUUGACAAUCUUGAUAAAGAUAAACCCCGCAGACCCACAUCAUUACUUUUAAAUGGAAUUGGUCGUAAAAAUAAGUAUGGUAGAACUUCUAGUGAUAGUAUUGCAACAUUGACAGUAGAUAAUGAUGAGCAGUCUGUUUCUAAGAAGGAAAACGAAUCCAAAAACAUAAAAAACAGUUUGAAAUUAGAUUUCUCUAGAUUGCCAAGAGUAAAAAAAAUAGUUCCUACUAAUCCUGUGAUAGAACCUCAAAUUAUGGAUAUUUCCUCCGUCGACAGUGAGACUGAAAAGAUAAAUAUUCCUGAAAAAAAUACCGUAAUUUUAGAAAGUAGCAGCAAUAUCGAUAACGCGGAAUCACAAAGUCGAAGUCGAUCAAGAAGUAGGUCAACAAUAUCAAACUCUGAAUUAAAGUGUGGUCUCAGUGCUGACGCUAAGCUUGCAGAUAAAAAUCCCAUGUACCCCUCUGAAGGCACAUCUGCACCUCUGCGUACUCAUGAUCCUACAACGCCUGAAAAAGAAGACGUCGUCGACAGAAUACGAAGGAAGAGUUUUUAUUCCAGGUUCAACGAAAAGAAACAACGACGAAAAAGUAGUCUGGUCGGCCCAGGAGCGGCCGAGUACGACCCAGUCGCUCGGAUACACUCUCAACCUACUGAUAGUAAGUACGACAUGUCACCUACGUCACCUCUGACGUAUGACUUAUCGCCGAUGUCACCGGGGCUCUCCGUAUCGUCUGACCUCUCGCCUUCCACGGAACGCUAUAGAUCUCUUUUGGCCGAUCUGCCUGUUAAUACUAGAAGUAAUUUAAGAUUUGAAAAUUAUGGACUUAAUGAUAAAAUUGAUACUUAUAGAUCUCUAGAUCGCAACGACUUUAGGAAAUAUCCGGGAAGUCGGAGUUACUUAGAAUAUGAACAGCCCACGUACGGUACCAGCAGAUAUGCAAGAACUAAGUCUCUUCUAGAAAACUCUGAUAUAACAGAAGAAAACAAUAGUGUAGGAAAUUUAAGAGACUCGCACAAAUAUAAUAGAACUUUAUCAAUGUAUUCUCCUGGUAACUAUGCUACGUACAGGCCGAAAAGAACAACCCGUAAUUCUGCAAUAAUUUUGAAAGAGAGUGAAAAAGAACCGAGUCCCGAAAAUAUUUUGGAUAAAAUAAAGCAAAGAAAGAUAUCGAUCAGCGUAACCAGGAAACCCGAUUCUGAAAAGGAACCACUGCCAAGAUCCAAUAUCUCGUCUAAAGGCGAAGGCGACGGUGCAGAAUGCUUUGAGAAAGUUGACUGA
Messenger RNA from Arctia plantaginis, 3717 nucleotides. The record is from the annotation of a GenBank genome assembly. NCBI's taxonomy places the organism in Eukaryota, Metazoa, Arthropoda, Insecta, Lepidoptera, Erebidae.